AGCACCAGCUGCACCACCUGCAGUAGCAGCAGGAGCACCAGCUGCACCAGCAGCAACAGCUGCAGUAGCAGCAGAAGCACAGCAACACCAGCAGCACCAGCAGCAGCGGCAGCACAGGAGCACCGGCUGGGCACCUUCCGCCAGGAGCUACCGGUAUCGACCAAUCAGAUCACGCCUGCCGCUAAAUUUCCUCACCGAGUGGUAAAUGAACGCCGAUGUCCACGACGCCACCUGGGGUGCAAGCGGCGUCACGUGGGGUGAAAGCGGCGCCACGUGGGGUGCAAGCGGCGUCACCUGCGGUGCAAGCGGCGUCACCUGCGGUGCAAGCGGCGUCACCUGGGGUGCAAGCGGCGCCACGUGGGGUGCAAGCGGCGUCACCUGCGGUGCAAGCGGCGCCACCUGCGGUGCAAGCGGCGCCACCUGGGGUGCAAGCGGCGUCACCUGGGGUGCAAGCGGCGCCACUCGCGGUCGUGCGGCGGCUGCCGAAUGCGGCCUGGGAGGAGAACGCACGGCGAGAGAGAGAGAGGUCGGCGCAUUCGUUUGCGGCGAAGAUUUUGCACGCGGAUUCGUCCGCACUUGGGUUUUCGCGGUGGACGCAACAACGGCGGACGCGAGACGUUCGACGUUCCGUGGCGAGAUGCUGCGGUGCCGGUGGUGGUGCGGGUGUCGCGGCGAGCCUACGUCCUGCGGCGAUUCCCGCACGGCACAGAACCACGGCGCGCGGUUCCUCGGCCGCGUACAUGGAAGGCGCAGCCCGAAAACGAGCAGCUCUUAUCAUGUAGCGACGUCACACCCAGGGUGUCACACCCAGGGUGUCACACCUAUCCAGGGUGUCACACCUAUCCAGGGUGUCACACCUAUCCAGGGUGUCACACCUAUCCAGGGUGUCACACCCAGGGUGUCACACCCAGGGUGUCACAUCCAGGGGGUCACACCCAGGGUGUCACACCCAGGGUGUCACACCCAGGGUGUCACACCUAUCCAGGGUGUCACACCUAUCCAGGGUGUCACACCUAUCCAGGGUGUCACACCUAUCCAGGGUGUCACACCUAUCCAGUGUGUCACACCUAUCCAGUGUGUCACACCCAGGGUGUCACACCCAGGGUGUCACACCCAGUGUGUCACACCCAGGGUGUCACACCCAGUGUGUCACACCCAGGGUGUCACACCCAGUGUGUCACACCCAGUGUGUCACACCCAGUGUGUCACACCCUGGGUGUCACACCCAGGGUGUCACACCCAGGGUGUCCUAUCCAGGGUGUCACACCCAGGGUGUCACACCCAGGGUGUGACGUCCCGUGCUUUUGUUCAACGCGAGCGGGAAGAUUCAUUAAUGAGGGGGGAUUGGGUGGGGGGGUGACAACAAAGACUUUAAAGUUGAGGGCCGGUGCUGUCGAGUGACUUCGCAGCGCAGCAAAUGGAUCAGCUCCGCCCUGCAGGGCCCAAGUGGGAGCAACGACGACGACGAUGAUGAUGAUGAUGAAGAGCAGUUGGAGUUUGAGGAGGAGUUGUAGGGGGAGGGAGGAGGGGGAGGGAGGGAGGGAGGGAAGGAGGGGGAGAGGUUCGGUCAAGCAGCAGUUGUAUGACAGUGAUCGUGGCCACGUCUGGGACGGGGCGAUCACGCCAAACAUUGCGCGGAUCGACCGCCGACGGCCGUGAGAGGUGUGGAGGGUCUGCGGCUCGUGUCGGUGUCUCGCUACGCCGCGUGCGCCGUACGCCGGACUCGCUGCGGUUACCGCCACGCACGCGACGCCCCCGCUCACCGUGAUGAUGUCGAGAGCUUCGCAGUCGACCCGGGAAACGCGCAGCUCAGUUACUGCCUGGAACGGAAAAGGCGCAGCCACGCAACCGCUUGCUUCGCGGCACCGCCGGAUGAAAAUCCCCGACUCGAGGAGAGCUCUCUCUCUCUCACUCUCUGGAGGUGGUUUAGUUUUUGUUGUUGUAUCUUACUCCUCUAGGCUGGCCCAGACGCCUUGACAAGAGGAUGACGUGGCCCACACUUUACUCCCACCGCACGUGACGGUGCCGCGUGAGCUCGAUUUGUGCCGUAGCCGUUUGCAAUCGCAGGGUGGACACAGGCAGUGAGAUCGAGGGGACCGGCGCACCGAUCUUUCAACCACCGCGCCGGGACAACAAAUGGAGCCCGGCGACAUUCCGGGUGCGGCACCAAAAGCAGAUCGUGACCCCCACUCCCCUCGCGACAACCGCGAGAAGACCCACGAGGAUUUCGAGGGCUGCUGCUUUUUCCUGGGCAAGUAAAGCGACACCACGAGACACCUCCCUGCGCUGUGCCCUCGAGGAGACCAUCACCUCGGGACCACGGCGACAAGGACCACGGCAACGGGAACCAAGGAGACGGGAACCAUGGCGAGCCUUACUGGGCGCUCGUGGUGUUCAAUGCAAAACGCGAAGGGGCAGGGGCACGCGAACAAAGAGACAAUUUUCAACUCUUAUUUUCGAGAGUCUGGCGGCAGACCGCAGCAGAUUCGGGGAGCGAUCGCCUCUGUCCCUGAUCCUGAUGAGGUACUCGCGACCGGGAGAUCGUUGCGUUCUCUCGGCUGCGUCUCGCUCUCUCUCACUCUCUCUCGGCUCUCCGUCUCUCCCUCUCGGCUCUGGCUCUGUCUCGCGCCAUCACUUGCCGCCCGCGUCUCAGACACCCGCGGCAACCGCUGCCGGGGAGGUGCUGUCGCUGCGAGGAGGAGCGCCGCACGGACCGCGAGCUCCGUUCCAGGAUCCGUUCCGGCCUCGGGAGGGUGGCGAUGCCUCGCGGCGUCCGGGAUGCCCGUUGAGUGAUGGCCGUGUUUGUCUCUCCUCCUCUGCCAUGCUCGAUCGCGUCUGUAAAUGGCUUCUCGUUUCGUCGACGCUCUCCUGUAAAUGCGUUCCCCGUGCUGGCGUUUGUCCUGCAGCUUCAUAAGCAAAACAAAUUGUUCCGGUGCCUUACAAUAUAUGUAUUAUUAUUCACCCCUCCACCCCGUUUUUAUACAAGUGUAACAAAUCUAACGGCUUUAAGAAAAACAGUGUAAAAUAAAUCGAAAGGAUAGAUUCGAACGAGAGUGGA
Petromyzon marinus (sea lamprey) is the source of this 3058-nucleotide messenger RNA. The record is from RefSeq and is a predicted model, not a curated record. Lineage: Eukaryota; Metazoa; Chordata; Hyperoartia; Petromyzontiformes; Petromyzontidae.